This is a messenger RNA of Venustampulla echinocandica, 3309 nucleotides long. RefSeq lists its product as uncharacterized. Lineage: Eukaryota; Fungi; Ascomycota; Leotiomycetes; Helotiales; Pleuroascaceae. Gene Ontology annotation, cellular component: nucleus. The coding region runs from base 1 to 3309 and encodes 1102 amino acids. Gene Ontology annotation, molecular function: DNA binding; DNA-binding transcription factor activity, RNA polymerase II-specific; zinc ion binding. Gene Ontology annotation, biological process: DNA-templated transcription; regulation of DNA-templated transcription. The transcript has 4 exons. The record is from RefSeq and is a predicted model, not a curated record.
AUGGCCCCGAGCACCCCAAGUACCCCCCAAGUACCCCCGUACCCCCCUUUCCCCUCCCACGGCGCUUCCAUCCCCAAGCUCCCGCCCGCCCGCUCGGCCACGCGCACUACCCUCCGUAUUCAAUUCCAUUUGCCGCGUUUGCAGCCAUUAAAACACUUAUUGGGUGAGCGGUUACGCGCAGCGCAUAGCGGCUGUGGUGCAGAACAUCGCUCACGCUCAAGCUACUACACACAACACCGCCUGGUGGUCGCGCCCUCCUGCACUCUGCAAAGAACAGAAGCAUCAAACCCCCAUUCAUUCCCCCCAACAACCUGCAGCAGCCCAUCCGAAUCAUCCCUCUCUCGAGAACGAGACUCUUGCCCUCCGCGCCUCCCCGUUGAGCAAACCCACGCUGCCCACUGUCCUACCUUCUGCCCUCUCCCCGCUGCUCCCCCAAAUCUCUGCUUCUCUACUCUACUCUACCUCUCCCCCCGUCCGCGAAAGCUUCCUACCAGUCCUGGGUCUCAAAAGAGACCCCCAACCGCCACCAUUCCCUCUCCGCACUCUCUCGCUGCGAUUCUGUCGCCCUCUGCGCCGACGGAAGACUCUGCGGCUCCAAGUAACUCUCGCUGCUCGCGCUCGCCCACACCCAAGCGCACCCACGCCGAAGCUUUCGCGGCCGAUCAAUCCUAUCUCCAUCCCGCGUCCCCGAGGCAACAGCUCGCCAGUAUUGAUCCCACGGGCGAUCCGAGCCCCGGCUCUGGAGGGGCGGAUGAUGGGAGUGCCGCCGGCGUCAGGGGAAGUCUGGAGGAGAAGAAGCCGACCAAGAUGGUCAGGUCAAGCAUCGCCUGCAGUAGAUGCCGCCGGAGCAAGGUAAAAUGCGUCAAUAAUGGAGUCAACUCAAUCUGCAAAGCAUGCGCCUCGAGCAAUCGCGAAUGUACAUAUCCAGUGGCCGGCUCAAUAUCCACGCCAAAGCGCAAUGAGGCGACCGCGGGGGUCAAGCAAGAAGAUGGCGAGAGCAAGAAGCGCAUUAGGAAACUCGAGGACACGGGACGGAGAAAUAGCCAAAAGGUCGGAGAGGAUAUCUUGGAAUCGCCGAUUCUCACGCGGAAGGUGUGGGAUGAAAUCUACGAGAUUUUUAAGCUUCACUUCUCAACGGAGAUGCCGUUCCUCCACCCCCCUACUUUCAGGAACCGUAUGCGGCAGGCUUCCUACCCACGGGACCCCUCUGCCCCGCCAGCGGAUCUCCAGGAAGGGAGGCUCCUCCUCCUUGGAGUCUUAACGCUUACUGCUCGUUUCCACCCGGAACUCGUUGCUCACCAUUCGUCGUCAUCUGACCCUCUUGUUGCGAGCGAGUACUACGCCGCCGCUCUGGCAACUGCAUUUGGCCCAACAAGCAGAAAUCUCACCAACCCAUCCCUCGAGGGCAUCCAGGCGUUUCUCAUGCUUGGUCUGUAUGAAUGGGGUCAGACACGGGGCCUGAGUGCAUGGGUCUAUGUGGGCAUCGCCACGAGGCUAGCACAGUCAAUGGGUCUUUCAUACGAAGAUGAUACCGGUCCUCUGGCGAUCAAAUAUCCCGCAGCUGAUCCAAGUAAAAGCCGCUCAGCCAAACCCCCUUCGACCGCACGCGAGGAGCUGACAGAAAAGGAGGCCCGACGGCGUACGUGGUGGAGCUGCUUCAUCAUGGAUCGAAUGCUCUCGGCCGGGAAGUGCAGGCCCACGAUGAUAGAUGUGGACAGACUACGGGUUCAACUUCCCUGUUCGGAUGACGAUUUUCUGUUCGCCCGCAAGUCCACAACAGGGAUUCUAAAUCCAUCUUGGAAUAGGAAUAUCGAACCUGGAGUGGUGGUCCACGAUGAUGGUAUUUUGGGUUGGUACAUCCGACUAGUCGAGAUAUUCGGAAGAUUUGCGGAGUGGAGUUAUGCUGGUGGUAGGAGGACCGAAACUCUGCCCCCAUGGGACAGUUCUACGGGAUUUUUCAAAUUGCGCCAUGAAUUAGAGGAAUUCCGCCGUAGCUUACCGUCCAACCUUGUCUUCAAUGAGGAAAAUCUUUCGGCCCAUAUCGAGAAACGCAACGCUACUGGCUGCGCCUCGAUGCAUACGUUGUACUCUGCAUGUUUGAUUAUGCUCCAUAGAGAGUAUCUACCAUUCAUACCUCUUCGUUGUGAGAAACCCACGGGCCCCCUCGACGAGCCGACAUUUCCUUCAUCUAAGUACGAGGUGCCCGAUGGCUUCUGGGAGGAGAGCGCCGAGACAGUAUUCAAAGCGGCCAGAGACAUUAUCAAUAUCGUGACCACCUGCCAGGAGGAUAAUGCCCUCCCGGAAUCCCCCCAGAUAGGAUUUGCGGUUUGGCAAGCUGCGUUUUUCUGCAUCUACGCUGUUCACUUUGGCCAUAUGGACACCGGCAACCACUUGCACAACCCGAAGCAAGAACCGGGUGCUGAUUUCCGAACCCGGGGCUGGACUGGGAUCACUUCCAAGUUGCUUAAAGAUAUGGUCCCGAGGCUGAAGAUGGUCAAAGCCUAUCAGAAGACCAUCGGGAUGAUGCAUGACUAUUUCGACCGCGUGAAGGCUGAUUUCCAUACUACCAACAACGGCAACCUUGGAUGGACGGGUGGCGGUGGGGAGCAGUAUAGGAUGAAGGAGAAAGAAUUGAAAGAGUUUGGUAGUCUCUCAGACACGGACAGAAAUAUCCAGUCUGACGGCUCCGAUGCCGCUGACCAGACACGAUCCCGGGCGAGUACCAAUGACAUCGGACCAGCAUCGAGUGUGAAUGGGGAGCCGAUGCAAGGGGUCGAGUCGGCAGCGGGGUCGAGACCCAACGGCUCCUGGGCACCUAUCAACGCCCAAAGCUCACAAGAAGGGGAAGAACGGACUAAGUACAAUGUCCAAUACCCGUAUGGAAUGCCAUACCAGCAAUCUCCUAAUCAGUCAAACCCACCAAGCCUCAUCAGUCCCAGCAAUGCGGAUUCCACCUCUAGCCUUAACUCCCCUUAUGUGCCCGCUCAAAACCAACAGUACCAUGCCUCAACCGCGAUUCAGCCAGUCAGCGCCUACCCAAUCGCCCCGCAUGGGCUGCCUAUAAUGGCACCACCCAAUACGCAAGCUACACACGCAUGGUCCCAGGAGGAGAAGGAGCGCCGGAUGACCUAUUUUGAAUCGAUAGGCUGGGGCGCCCAGCUUGACAAUCUGGGGCAAGACUAUACCAUGGAAAGUUUACAACUAGCAGAAGGAGAUGCUUUCCCUCCAAACCGGGUCCUAAAUUACAUGCAGGCCGCAUCCUACCAAUGGGUGCCUCCAGCACCUGUUACAGGCACAGGUGGUUUCUGA